This is a messenger RNA of Echinostoma caproni, 678 nucleotides long. The record is from the annotation of a GenBank genome assembly. Lineage: Eukaryota; Metazoa; Platyhelminthes; Trematoda; Plagiorchiida; Echinostomatidae.
AUGUCCACUCCUCGCUCAGUGGAAACGAAAAUAACGGAUACAGUGGACAAAAUCACCAAAGGUCUUGGGGAGUAUUUUCGAAAAAAUGUGAACGCAUCUUGUAAAAAAGUGCGCUCUGCUGACGAGGCUUGGUUUGACGAGGUGCUCAAUGAACUGAUUCAGGAUUUCCAAGCAAAAUGCUCGGAACAAGCACGGAGUGUGCUGAAAGAGUACUCGGUGGCCGAAAAGAGUGCACUUAUCACACAAGCAAACACCGAGUUGCGAGUCUCCAAACCCUGGUCCCCUUCAGGAGAUCCGGAGAAGGAUGCACGAGCACAUCUUUUGGUGCACGAUAUUGAACAUGCAAAGCAGAUCUCUCAGACUGUGCUUGAUUUGCAUCGUCAUUUGCGUCCGAAACUGACUGAACUCCGUACCAAACGGCGUCAAGUGAAAGAUCAGUAUGCUCAGUUGCAACUGCUUGCGCGACAGAUAGAAGAGGUAAGUGGACUGUUUUGUCGUAUCGAAAUCACAGCGUUAUGCGUGUUACGUGUACGAUUUAUUAUCAUCGUCAUCGUACAGCGAAAUACAGUGAAGCGAACUUUACUGAUCGCUGCCAAACUCGAAAUGCAUACAAAGUUAGUGGUAAAAUUUAAGGUGGACAGGGAGUGGACCUACUUUGAGAGAGGGAGAAGAAGGUGA